CGUGAUCUUCAGUAAGUGCAGUAGUUUCGGCCCCUGGUUUGUAGCGGAAUGGAGGACCUCUACUCCAGUCAAAUGCAAAAGGAGAAGCCUGUUUCGCAUUCCCAGGACCGCGUCUCUCCCGCAACACCAAAAGCAGAAGGUGAGAUUCCAGAGACAAAAGCAGAGGAGACUGGAAAUGUUCAAGAACUGGAAGAAUGGAAGAACAAGGUUCAGCAAGCUGAAAAACAAAAGGCAGAGUUGCUUUUGUUAAAACUUGCUGCAGAUGAGGAGAAACGGAAAUGGCAAGAGGAUCUGAGGGGUAUAGAAGAUAAGCUUGCUAAGGAAAGAAAGGAAGUUCAGGAAAAUCAUCAGAGGAAUCUUUCUAUGAUAAAUGAACAAAAUAAUUUUUUGAGAAAGAAGAUACAAUUACUUGAAGACAAACUUGCCGUAAAAAAGGCAAAAUGUAAAGCACUUGCUCAGAGAUACAAGGUUAAAAAAUUCAUACCCGAGACAAAAGUGAAAUUUACACACCUGGAGAAAGUUGAGAAUGAAGAGAUGCAUAAGAACAUUUGCUGCUUUUUUACUGCCUCCACAACCUUCCCAUUCAGACUGAACAAAGGCGAAGCUCUUAUCACAUUUGAAGAAGAAAAUGUUGCACAGGAGCUGCUUCAAAAGUCGCAUCAUGUUGUGAACUUGGAGAAUGCAGAGACAAUUGUGACAGCCCGCCCUGUUGAACUGGAGGUGGGAAUAGCAUUUCAGCUCCAUGUUAAGAUUUCCCAAAGGAAGAUUAAUGUUUAUAACAUCCCUAAGCUACUAAUCUCUGAUGACUGGGUCAAAGACAAGUUGGAACUGAAUUUCUAUAAAACUAAGAGGGGAGGAGGAGAAGUCCAGGAUGUGACAUAUGACAGACAGUCCAAAAUGGCCCUCAUUACAUUUGCUCAGCCUGGAGUUGCUAACAACAUUGUGAAAUGGGCAGAGUACCCUUUCUGUACAGGUGAACAGACUUAUAUGGUUACCAUUUCCCCUGUUGUAGAAAAGUACCUGGAAAGAUUUGAGAUGUUUUCAGGAAUAUGCAAGAGGACGUUAUUGUUGACAGAGAUUCAGAAUGUGGCAGAAGAUGAAGAGAGCAUGCAGGAUUUGAUAGCAAUCCACUUCCAGAAACCCAGUAAUGGGGGUGGGGAAGUUGAAUUCAUCAAAUACGUUUCAGAAGGAACCAAAGUUGCUUACUUCAAGACAGAUACGGAGAACUUCAUAUGAUAGACAGUGGCUGAACCCUACCUCAACUUCACAUUCUACCAAGGGUUUCAUAGAACUACUUUAAAUAUUUCACAAUGUUGACUAUUUUCCCUUGGCAGUGUGCCUUUUUGUUCUAACACAGAUAGAAAUGUUUAUAAUCCAGCUUGCAGUUCGUCAUGACUAAGUCUCUGAGAAAGCAAGAGGGCUCAUAAUGAGCUUGUUCCUUUUGGCUACACAAUGGCUUACUUGUGGCUAACUGCAGUGGCAUUGCAAAUGUACAAAAGAUGAUAUGCUACAUGUAAUAAUUGAGAGAGAUACUUUAUGAUCUGCGAGUUUCUGAGCAUGACAGUCUGCAAACAAUAACUUCGGCCUCUGUUUAUUACAUCACUUUAGCCAAAGUUCAGUCACAUCUUGUUGACAUAAGUUUACAGGUUAGUGCUACAUGUACGCAGGCAUCAUGGAAAUGAUCUAGAGGGCUGUAAGUAGCAAUUUUGUACAUGCUUCCUGGAAGUUUCUCAGUCUCCUUUUCCUAUCUUUAUGUUCCUUAUGAAACCCACUAGUAGUACAUGUGAGGAAGUAUUUGAAUUCAUUCUUAAGACUUGUUCAGUCUCUCCCCACAUACAUACAAUACAUUUUAUUCUACAUGAUGUCAUUAAUACACAGUCAAGGUUCUUGAAAACUUUAAUCAUAUAUGUAGAAUAUAGGACUUGCCAUUCACUUCUGCCGUGUACUGUCUUGGGAAUUAAACGCAAUUCAAUUUUGAGGAAAUGAAUGUCUCAGACCUUUCCUGUGAUGCUUGGAGCAAUGGGGAUAUGCAGUUCUUUCGGUUUAGGUUUGGUGAUGGUCUCUAGAAUAUUUUACUCACCCACCCACCUCAGAUCUUGAACUUUGGCUAUAAUGGCCUUAUGUUUUUCUGCCAAGAGUUUUUCCUGUGAUGAGUAAAUGAGGCAAAUCUCUUUGAACUUUGUUCUUCCCAAUAAACAUUUUAUUUAAAUAUUUAUU
This is a messenger RNA of Sphaerodactylus townsendi, 2217 nucleotides long. It is a transcript of the gene NMI, whose product is annotated as N-myc and STAT interactor. The record is from RefSeq and is a predicted model, not a curated record. Gene Ontology annotation, cellular component: cytoplasm. The transcript is spliced from 9 exons. NCBI's taxonomy places the organism in Eukaryota, Metazoa, Chordata, Lepidosauria, Squamata, Sphaerodactylidae. The coding region runs from base 49 to 1236 and encodes 395 amino acids.